AUGAAGGGAGAAGAAUCCUCGCCUCCCACCUCAGACCCUAAGAUUCCGUUUGAUAGCCCUUUGCCAGAAAUGAAUAUUGAUAUAGAGUACACGCUUGAUUUAAAUAGAACGAAUCCUAGAUUUUCAACUCCCACAGGAAGUGUUUCUACAAAGAGUAUUCAAGGAAAACGGAGGCAGAAGUCUCUUCAGUUCAUCACUACCGAAAUGGUGCUUAUAAUUCUGCGUCGUCAAGCGAACGGCGAAUCUACCAGCGUGAAUCCAAGCGCUCUUUCAGACCAACUGCACAUCACACGCCGUCGCAUCUACGAUAUCAUCCACGUUCUUAGCUGUUUAGCCCUCUUGAGCCGAACCUGCUAUCGCUACUAUGGCUGGGAAGGCUUCGGAGCCAUGCGCUCUCUUCUGACUCGCCUCCAAACCACUCCCUUCGAAGAAUUCGAGAGCAGUUUCUCCCACUGCUUCAAAAAGAAAUCCGACGAUGAAACGCCCAGCGAAGAGCGUUUUAACCCCGAAGAGAGCACGACAAAGCACAUCACCAUCAAGUUCCUCAAGACAUCACGCCGCUCGUUCUCCGCGAAUUCAACCUCGCGCACCGCUCCAAACCCCACGCAGCGUACUCCAAAUCCCUCCAAGACCGCGAGAAAAGCCGGGGUUCACCGCGGUUCUCAUCGAAUAGGCGUGGAACGCCGGCUCUACGACAUCAUCAGCGUUCUGUGCGGCCUGGGGAUCCUCAAACGCAAAACCGACGCGCUGGAAUGGACUUUGUCCGAUCUCGACCGCACCGCAGGUUCCAAAAAUCGGCACUAUUUCAGCAUAGAAGCGAACCGAUCGCACACGACGUACAACAAAGGGAACAACAUCAUGAUCUGCCUUCCCUCCUACUUCUACGAACUCCCCGACCCUUCCGGAAUUCCAGAAAUCCGGCCUUCUCCCAUCGAGGAGGUCUGGAUAAAAACCUCCGAUUUCUGGAGUCCUAUCAGAGCUCCGUGA
Blastocystis hominis is the source of this 987-nucleotide messenger RNA. RefSeq lists its product as hypothetical. Gene Ontology annotation, biological process: regulation of transcription by RNA polymerase II. The transcript has 6 exons. Gene Ontology annotation, cellular component: RNA polymerase II transcription regulator complex. Bases 1 to 987 code for a protein of 328 amino acids. Gene Ontology annotation, molecular function: DNA-binding transcription factor activity, RNA polymerase II-specific; RNA polymerase II cis-regulatory region sequence-specific DNA binding. Lineage: Eukaryota; Bigyra; Opalinata; Blastocystidae. The record is from RefSeq and is a predicted model, not a curated record.